Messenger RNA from Rattus rattus (black rat), 3300 nucleotides. RefSeq names its product tectonic family member 1 (gene Tctn1). The transcript is spliced from 15 exons. Gene Ontology annotation, cellular component: MKS complex. Gene Ontology annotation, biological process: protein localization to ciliary transition zone; cilium assembly. NCBI's taxonomy places the organism in Eukaryota, Metazoa, Chordata, Mammalia, Rodentia, Muridae. The record is from RefSeq and is a predicted model, not a curated record. The coding region runs from base 69 to 1892 and encodes 607 amino acids.
GCUCGGCUGUGACUGUUGCCCGGCAACAGACAGGCCUAGCUCUCUGGCGCGGGAUAGUAUGCUAUUCCAUGGGGUCGCGGUGUCUCCCGCCGCUCCUGCUGGUGCUCCUAAACUGCUGCACCUCUUCGAGCACCCAGGUCGUUGCCACCCCGGCUGCGGCCACCCCGGUGGUGACGAAUGAGGAUCUCAACUUCACCGAGGCCACCCCGGUGGUGACGAAUGAGGAUCUCAACUUCACCGAGGCCACCCCCGCCACUCUCAGACCCUCCCGGUCUCCUAGGACCCCGGGAACUCCCAGGCCACCGGAGCUCUCUGGCCCCAGGCCCACCCCGGUCACGGACGUUGCUGCUCUGUGUGUCUGCGACCUGCUUCCUGCACAGUGUGAUAUCAACUGCUGUUGUGACCCUGACUGCAGCCCUGGGGAUUUCAGUGUCUUCUCUGCCUGCUCCGUCCCAGUUGUCACGGGUGAUCGGCAGUUUUGUAGUCAGAAGGCAGCCUUCUACUCAAUGAAUUUGACAGCAGACCCGCCUCACCGCGACUUUAAACUCAUUGACCAGAUCAACCCUUCCAUCUUCUGCAUCCAUAUUUCAAACUACAAGCCGGCGCUGUCUUUCGCCAAUCCGGAAGUGCCAGAUGAGAACAAUUUCGAUAGACUGAUGGGAGCAUCAGGUGGCUUUACACUGAGUGCCGAGUCAGGAGUUCCUUCCACAGCCACCUCAGAUGACCCACAGCCCACUAAAUAUGAGUAUGGAGCCCUUCUGCAGACCGCAGGUGAAUCUUCAGGGUCAUUUCUGAAACUGCCUUCGCCUCUCACUUCAUCUCUGUGUGCAGAUGAGAACCCUGCAGCAUUCCUGGUGAACCAGGCCUUCGAAUGCAGCCGAAGGGUGGCCCUAGAACAGUGUGAAGGAGUGGAAGCCCUCAGCAUGGCUCACUACAGCAGCCCUGCCAUUCUGAGGGUGCCUAAUUCAACGACACAGGUCUCCAUCAAGAUCCAGUCUAUAAUGUAUCGGUCUCUGAAUCACACACUGACCCAGUUAGAAGGCCGUGGUGUCCUGCGGCCAUCUCUGGUCAGCACUGGGCAAGACAGACUCUGCAGCAACGUUGUUCUCCAGGUAAAGUACAGUCUGCUAUACACAGCCAGCGGCCAGAUCCAGGAAGCCGACCUCUCCCUCGUGCUGGGGACACUGAGCAGCACCGUGAGUCUCCUGCAGCAGAAGUUUGAGAUUCACUUUAUUCAGCACGGCACCAAGCCUGUUCCUCUCAGUGGCAACCCUGGUUACAGAGUGGGACUCCCGCUGGCCGCUGGCUUUCAGCCUCAGAAGGGGUCUGGGAUUAUUCAGACAACGAACAGACAAGGCCAACUUACUAUUCUUCGUAGCACAGGCAAGCAGGACUGCCUUGCCAGCGAAGGGCAGCGGGCUCCCGUGCUGUUUGGCUACAAUGUGCAGUCUGGCUGUCAGCUCAGGUUGACAGGCACCAUCCCAUGCGGGCUUCUGGCACAGAAGAUGCAGGAUCUGCUGAGAGGCCAGGCCUUCCCUGACUACGUGGCUGCGUUUGGGAACUCAGGAGCCCAGGAUGUGCAGGACUGGGUGCCUGUGCACUUUGUCACCCACUCCUCCAACAUGAAGGGCUCUUGCCAGCUUCCUGUGGCUUUGGGUAUAGAAGUAAAAUGGACUAAGUAUGGGUCCCUGCUGAACCCCCAGGCCAGGAUAGUAAAUGUCACUGCCCAGCUCAUCUCAAUUCCAGAGCCCCUCCCAGGGCCCGAGAGGACCAUGGUCGUUUCCGCUGCAGUGACAUUUGUGGAUGUUUCGGCCGCUGCAGAGGCAGGCUUCCGGGCCCCGCCCACCAUCAACGCCAAGCUGCCCUUCAGCUUCUUCUUCCCAUUUGUGUGACGAGGUGGCCCCCACACGGGCGUAGGGCGUGGACACGGAGGAGACAGCUGUGGCCAUGAAGAUUUGUCCCCAGCAUCCAGGAGUGCAAGCCAAGGCAGAGAGGGGUGGGGACUGGACCUUGCACCACGGUUGCUCUCUGGACACAGCCCAGCUACUCUGGAUGGACCUUCUGGAAGGCUUAGUUCACGUUCACGUCCCCAAGAAGUCCGUUCUGUCUCAACAGCUUGCUCAGUCGCUCAAUUUCUUGUUCCUAUUGUAAAAGCAAACGCACACAGGGUGAUGGCCUUCUGAGCCACAUUUCCCCCAGGCCCAGGGCUGCAGAUAGCUAGGAGCCACAGUCUGUGGCAUUCUGGCUGCUGAGGGAAACCCCUUUCAGGAAGGGCCCUGGGCAGUGAGAGCAGGAGCAAGAUGCCCCGAGGAGGGACUGGACCUGGCUCUUGAAGCCCAUACUGAAGUUGAAAAGACCAAGAAGAGGGAGCUACAUGUCAGCAUGGGCUGGAGGGGACCGCAGUGGAACCACUUGUCUCACCUUCUCGGAGCAGCUGAAUUCCAGAUGCUGGAUCUUGGUGGCCAGUUGGAAGUUUAUCUGCUUUAACCGUAAGAUCUGACGUUCAGAGCGUGUCUUCACUGAGAUGAUGAUACCUAGAAGGGAGAGGAGGGUUUUGGUGGUGCAACAACUUCAUCGUAAACGUGUGAGAGAGGGGUAGGGGGAUGGGGUGCAUGUGCACCACAGAGUCUGUGGACGUCAAAGGACAAGACCUGGGAAGUCUGUCUUUCCUGUCACCAUGUGUGUCCUAUGGCUAAACUCAGGUCACCAAGCCUUAUGGCAAGAGUCAGCCCCACGACUUGUGCUGACUCACACAUAGAGUUGGGCAUGUAGACAACUGUCACUGGGCAGCCUCAGUGAGAAAGACAAGGUGGUUAUUUCUGAGCUCAGAGUAAGCAGCUAGACAGUAUUUCCCUAUGGCCUGCAUGGGUGCUGAGUCUCUACAAGCUAGCUGUGUUCCCGUUCCCCAAGGACGUGCGUCCCUAGCAGUAAGAGAAAGCUGCUUGUCUUCCCUGGUCAGAGUCCAUCCAGAGUGUGGAGAUAAAAGGCAGGAGUUAAGGCAGGGACUCCCUGCCGUAGGCCAGCCCUGACUGGCUGACACCUGGCCUGCUGGCUUGGGGAAGCCUUGCACGGCUCCAGAGACCCAGCUCCUGCCCCACUGGCAGUGCUGCCCCUCAUGAAGACCCAGAGAGGCCCAGGUGUGCACCCGAGUUACCUGACCCAGCUGCAGUGGGAGGCUUCCACCCCUCUCAGCCAAGGCACCCCCGUCAGGGAGCCUACUCUGUGGCUGCACUAUGUGAUAAAUGUAAUAAAUCUUUAUGUCUGCCUUUUGAUAAAUUCAUUAAAACCUUUUUUUUUUAA